GACGGAGUGUGCCGGGAAGCGGCUGUUGCCGGUGGGGGAAAUGUCUGUUGCGGGUAUAAGACUGGGGCCGACCCGAAGAAGGCAAGGACCGUACAAGGGAAUUCCCUCUUUCGUCCCCCCUCCUCUUCUGGCACAAAGCUCCCUCCCCGCCAUCCAAGCAGUCUUCCUCAUCGUCGACAACAGCGACAACAGCCCUCUCUUCGACGCACGCGUCGUUCCCCCCGUUCUCAUUAGUGUAUGGCCUUUCGCCACACUCUCCCUCCCCCGUCGCACAUAGAAAACGCGUAUCCUCCUGCCUAUUCCAACCCCGCGGAGCCAAUCUCGACUUCCCUUUCUGGUGCCUCCCAAAUGGCUCCUCCCGAUCCAGCUUCACCUUCCCUCUCAAACAAGAGACAGCGUCUCGACACACUCGACCCUCAGGGGGGCACCAUACCUCCCCCCGGCGACGAUGGUUUCAUUCAGGACCACGAAGCGGGCGACAGCGGUGCAGACGACGAUGAAGAAGAGGAUAAGCCCAAGUCCGACAAGAAAGCCGGAAGGAGAAAGAUCAAGAUCGAGUUCAUUCAGGACAAGUCCAGACGUCACAUCACUUUCUCAAAGCGUAAAGCGGGUAUCAUGAAGAAGGCAUACGAGCUUUCCACCCUCACAGGUACCCAAGUCCUACUCCUCGUCGUAUCCGAAACAGGUCUUGUCUACACAUUCACCACCGCCAAACUCCAACCCCUCGUCACCCAACCCGAGGGCAAGAAUCUCAUUCAAGCAUGUCUCAACGCGCCUCACGGCUCAGUUCCCUCUUCCAUGCCCGUCGGUACACCUAUCGGCCGUUCUGCCAAUCCAAUGAACAUGGGCGGCGGACCUCCUAACGUACCAGGCGGUCUGAGCAUCUCCGGUUCGGGCUCCAAGGACGAAGGUGAUGAUGGAGACGGUGAAGGAGAUGGAGACUCUGGCAAUGAGCGCUCUGCUCCUCCUACCAACAACACCUCCGGUGGUGCUGGUGGUCGAAAACGUCGUCGGGCGAGUAGCAGUGCUGGCAACGUCGCUAACAAUGGUAACUCUCCUACCACCCGUGCUGCCGCUGCCGCCGCCGCCGCAGCUAACCAGCAACAGCAACAACAAACUUCUCCCCCUGCACAACUCUCGCCAACUAGCGGUGGACCACAAGGAUCGGGUGGAGGUCCAACCUCACCACAUGCACGAGGGACGAUGCCCUUACCAAUCCCCCAAGCAGCCCCUGGAGGUCCUCAAGUAAUGUCUCCAACCGGAGGUCUUACCAGUCCAUUAGAUCAUAGUCAACAGCAACAACACCGAGGUCCUCCUCCUCCAUCUCCUUCUUACACCCAUGCUCCUUAUCCCGGAAGCGAUAUGUAUGGCGGUCAAGGUGCUCCUCAACCUGGAUAUGGACCUGGACCUGGAGGUCCACCUGGUCCUCCGCCUUAUGGUUACCCACCUGCACCUCAUGAUCCUGCGGCUGCGGCUGCGGCCGCUGCUGCUGCUGUGGCUGCUGGAGGACAGGGAGGAAUGGCGCCGCCUCCUGCUUGGGGGGCGCAACCGGGUGCUGUUCCCCAGUAUGGGAGGAGGUGACUUGCUCAUAGUGGGAUGAGACAAGACAAGGGUUGGUGGAGUUAUGAGAAUGGUGGUGGUAGCGGUGGAUAAGUUGAUUGAUUAACGGAGUCAAGUCGGGUUGAGAGUGCGUGCAGUGUGUGGACGGUUCGUGUGAUAUAUGGAGGUGGGUAGUUGGUCAAUACGAAGAAAGUGUGACUGGUUUUUUUUUUCCAUUAUUGUUUGUAGCUUGAAAGAUGUAUCGAAGAGUUUCUCGCGUUUCUUGUCUCUUUUCUUUUCUUACUUCUUUCCUCCCCCCGUCUCAGUCCUUCCUCUCGUCUCUCGUGUUAUUCGUGUUAUCUGUCUGGUCUGGCUUUUUGUCUGUCUACGUGUGUCUAUGUGUGUGUGUGUGUCUUUUCUGUCUCGUCCAGCUUGCAGAGUGCCCAUAUACGAUUUUACGACUACUACGAUGAUGAUCCUCGCGAGCCCUCUCCUCUCCAAUUACCUCUCGUCUUUGGUCUCGUCUACAUACUCUUCCCCCCAUCUUCGUCUUGGGUCGGCAGGUUCUAGUAAUUCAGGUAUACCUUGAGCUGUGAUCGCUUCCUCUUCUCCAUAACUUCCCCAUUCAGUUUCUCUUGUGUAUAGUUAGUUCAAAAUUGUAUCAUGUACCUGAACAUGAAGAUGAGCUAU
Somion occarium is the source of this 2229-nucleotide messenger RNA. The record is from the annotation of a GenBank genome assembly. Lineage: Eukaryota; Fungi; Basidiomycota; Agaricomycetes; Polyporales; Cerrenaceae.